UAUGAGCUGACUUGACUUUUGCAAAUUGAUAACCUUUCCCUAUCAGUGGUGUUGGGAGGAGGAUGCACUAAACACCCUGGAAAGAUGUUUGUGGUGCACUCUCUCAUAACACUUUUUUUGAUUGAUAAAUGAGUGUAUCAUCUUCAAGCUUGAUAAGAUAGGACAUGACAGGAAUUUCCUUCCCCGUUGACGCCCCAGCAAGCCGACUACUAAAAGCCAACCAUUAUCACUGUCUAACGUGGAGUUAGACUGUGGUAAUAGUCGGCUUGCUAGGAGAAGCACACUGAGGGAACCAACACAGGUUGGCUCCAUUUUUUUUUGUCUUUGCACCUUUAAUAGAUGGAUGAUAUAAUGCCUAAUGUUUAAAGGUUUUUCUACAGAUCUUUGUUUUUUUUAUUGACUGACAAUAUUUUGAUGACUCAUUGACUGCUAUCCAUUGAUUCAAGGCUGCCUCAGGCUGAAGUACCAAAUCAAAGAAGGCACCUGCCCACAUAAACUAGGCACCCAGAGUGUGUAUGCCAGAGGCUAAAGAGUACUUCUACCAGGCUUGUACAGGAAACGGCUUAUUAUGACGAUCUACCAUGUAUAUGGUUGAAAAGUUUGGAGCAGCGGUUUUCACUGAAUUGGUUCAUUUCCUAAGGAAGCUUAAAAGGAGUUGAAGCAACUUCUCAUCUAAUACAGGUCAUGUGAAGGACACACGUCCAUGGAAUUAGCCUUUGAUCUGUAAAUCACCCUGUUCAGAUUUUUAUCAUCCAUUUUAGUACUUCUUAAGGAAGGGCUUGUGAGCAGACUUGGCAUUUUGACUUGACAACCCUGCAUGCCAGUAACUCAUGAGGGAUAACUAUUUCUGAAAAUGGACUGAAUAUAAGUUCCACUAGACCUCCAGAGACCCCCAGAGAGCCAGGAGGAAUAGCCCAGACCGAGUCCUCGCAUCAUGGGUGAGUGGAGCUUCCUCAGCGGCCUCUUCGAUGCCCUCCAGGUCCACUCCCCUAUGCUGGGCCGCUUCUGGCUGCUGCUCAUGCUGGUCUUCCGCAUCCUCAUCCUGGGCACUGUCGCCGGCGACUUGUUUGAAGACGAGCAGGGGGAGUUUGCCUGUAACACACUGCAGCCGGGCUGCAAGCAGGUGUGUUACGAUGAUGCCUUCCCCAUCUCCCAGUACCGCUUUUGGGUGUUCCACAUAGUCCUCAUCUCCACGCCGUCCCUCAUCUUCCUAAUGUACGCCAUGCACCACCACAACAAGAGGACCAUGCAGUUAGGCCAGCCAAGGUUCAGCCAGCUGAUUACCAACGCCGCCAGGGAAGAGCGCCAUCUCCGACAGCUCUAUGUUAUAAACGUGGCCUUCCGUUUGGUGACAGAAGUGGGAUUUCUGGUAGGUCAGUGGUGGCUGUACGGUUUCCAGGUUGAGGCCCAGUUCCCAUGCAGCCGCUUCCCAUGCCCCUACACGGUGGACUGCUUCGUGUCACGCCCCAUGGAGAAGACAGUCUUCCUCUGUUUCUACUUCGCCGUGGGAGUGGUAUCUGCCUUGUCCAGUUUCGUAGAGCUCGUCUACGCUUCAUUGAAGUGGUUCCGUCCCACCGGGGAGCAGCCAGAGGAGCGGGUAUGCGACUGUCAGAACCUCCGGAACCUGCAGCAGGAGGAGGUGGAGAUGGAGGAGGAGCAGAAAAGGAGGGGAAGGACCAUGUCCGAGGGUGGGAGUAGUAGCGUCAGAAUGAAAGGAGGGGCGGUGAGGGGCAGCGCCAGCAGGAAGGUGUCUAGCAUUGGACACAAGAGCGUCGGAUAUCAGGGAAACAACCAGAGCACCAAGACCAGUGUUUCUCCUAUAUUCAUUUAGCAGGUGUGGAAAUCGUUGCCACUGCUGCAAAAAAUUAUGAUGUAAUUUUUGGUUUUAAUAUAUAUUUCUGCCAGACACACUUUUAAAUGGAUAGUCGUUGACUCAGUGACUGGAAGUCUAUGGGAACGGCUAGCAUGUCGUUGCGCUAACGCUAGUAGAAAUCCACCCCCCGCUACCCUUGCCACCACUGCUGAAACAAAUCCUAGGGGAAACACUGAAGACAGUUACGGUGUAAUUUAGAUUAAUUUGAAAGAAAUCAUAUAUUCAAUUAGACAGUGGAUUUGAGUACAUUUUGAUUUGAUUUAUUAGGAUCCCCAAUAAUUUCUCUAGAAGUAAAUUAUCUCUCCAAUUUCAAUUACAACCCGAAAGAGCUCAUGCUGUGUCUCUAGCCCUCACUCACCUCUUCUGUUUGACGGUGAUACCCUUCUGGUGCAGCGACUUCUCAUUGGUGAGCUGCAGGCGGGUAAUCUCUUUGCGUCUGAACAGGUGGAUGAAGAAGGCCUUCUCCAGCAGCUUGUCCAGGGUGAUGCUGAAGCCAAUGACGACAGCUAGUUAAUGCAUUGUUGGUAUUACUACAAUAACGGUAACUGCAGUAACAACUUUUUCCCUUUUCGAUUACAAGACCGGGAAAUGAGGGGAAAGGAAAUUGGCCCACACUUAAAUGUAUUUUCAUUGGAUUUACACAAAUGAAGGCCCUGUGAAAGGCUAGUUCCUGUCCACGGGGUGUACAGCAAAUUGCAUCACGCUCACGCUACAUAUACAGGAGAUAUGCUCCAGACCAGUGGGCCAUUCUGGCUUGGACCAGGCUACUUACUUACUUUAAACAAAGGAAAGUCAUGUGUAAUGUAAUGUUAUUAGGUUACAUGUAACAGGUUUGCAAUUUCAUGCAGUUGGAGUACUCUUUUUGUUUCUUUUUUGUUUGUAUUUAGACACAAGUUAUUUCCCUAAAAUGAACAUAAAGGAAAUACUAUUUUCUCUAAUGUAAAUUGUGGCCGGAAAAGAUUUGUGUCAAUACUCCAUACAGGAACUGCUUGGAGACGAGACCUGUAAACAAGUCAUAACGAGACUGAUUGGUCAAGACUCAGGAGGAUGCAUGAACAACAGGGGGGGACUGAUAUUUGGAGCAUGUACACAAAGAAUCUCUGAAGUGCAUACAGUAUAGGCACGGUCAUAACUGUGGCUCCAUGGUUUCCAAUAAGGCCUUCCUACAUCCAGCCAGUGUUUUUCUAUGUUCUUGUGUGUGGACGGUGAUAUUUUCCAAUGGCAUUCAAAUGUGCUGGAUUAUACCAAAGUAUUUUGCUGUUGGCGUUUACAGCAAAUGUCUUAUUCAUCUUGAUCCAUUUUAUGCAGACCAAGAGUGAGUUAAAAUGAAGUGCAAUACAGAUCAAAUAACUUGAAUUGAAUAUACUGUAACUUGGUAUGUGUGGUGUGUAUGAAUCUAGUGUGCAAAAUAUGACCUACAUGAGAUCCAUGAUUACGUCAUUUUCAUAAUUUAAUCUCUGCUCGACUGAACCUUUGCACCCGGUGGAAAGAGCCUGCUACAUAGUACUAUGCAAGGUUUUUCCGUUAAGAGUGAAUGAAGAAUGUUGCACACUGUCUGAUACCAUCGGUGUUGUGAGACUGAGUAAUAUCUUCUUUUCGCUGGCAGUGAAACGUGUGCACAUGAAUAUGCACAGGGGUAUGCAAAGCCGGUUUUGUGACAUGGAAAUAAAUGUUUUAGAAUCAGUCUUGUGAACCUUUGUCUUGUUUAAAAAAUAUACAGUUUGUAGGACUCUCAAAAUAACAUAGAUGUACCUUUGUUAUUACAACUAUGUAAUCUACUAGAAUGCAAGAUGGUAACACCUUUCAUUUCCCUUUCUCAUUGGGUGGAGAAGCUAGACCCGACCAGUAAGUGGUAUCUGUGGACUCAGCUUGUGUCUUAACUGCAGUGUGUAUCAGAGAACAAUGGGGGUCAGCAGAGUCAUAACUAUGUGUGCCUGGCCUUGUUUC
Messenger RNA from Oncorhynchus kisutch (coho salmon), 3820 nucleotides. RefSeq names its product gap junction delta-3 protein. The coding region runs from base 935 to 1831 and encodes 298 amino acids. The record is from RefSeq and is a predicted model, not a curated record. The transcript has 4 exons. Gene Ontology annotation, molecular function: gap junction channel activity involved in AV node cell-bundle of His cell electrical coupling. Gene Ontology annotation, biological process: cell-cell signaling. Gene Ontology annotation, cellular component: connexin complex. NCBI's taxonomy places the organism in Eukaryota, Metazoa, Chordata, Actinopteri, Salmoniformes, Salmonidae.